Molecule: messenger RNA, 3583 nt
Organism: Nothoprocta perdicaria
Lineage: Eukaryota; Metazoa; Chordata; Aves; Tinamiformes; Tinamidae
Gene: TMEM132C
Product: transmembrane protein 132C
Exons: 9
Coding region: 147-3254 (1035 amino acids)
Source: RefSeq, a predicted model, not a curated record
CAGCUGGUUGUCAUGAGGUGACAGAGAGUCGAGGGGUCUUGGACCAUAUUCAGAGAUUUUCUUCACUACCAACAUACCUACCUGUGAGCUAUCGGAUCUUCAGUGCUGAGACAUCCUUCUUUCUCAAAGAAGCCAACCAGGACUUCAUGCGAAAUUCCAGUUUACAGUCCAGGGUGGAAUCGUUCUUCCCAUUUAAAGCCAAGAGACCACCUAUAUUAAAUGCCAGUUAUGGACCUUUUUCUGUUGAACAAGUUGUGCCCCAGGAGCUAAUGUCCAUGUCCAACUUCUUUGGGCCUACCAACAAGUUUACUUAUAACUGGAAACUGAAGGCCUACAUAAUGAGUGACAAGAUCUACCCGAGCAAGCCCAAAGUGCAGAUCCUCUUCUACAUCGUGGGCAGGGACUGGGAUGACUACAGCACCACGGAGCGGCUGCCCUGCCUGCGGGUCUUCGCCUUCCGAGAGACGCGGGAGGUCCGGGGCAGCUGCAGGCUCAAAGGAGACCUGGGCUUGUGCGUGGCCGAGCUGGAGCUGCUGCCCGCCUGGUUUAGCCCCCCCACGGUUGUUGCUGGACGGAAGAAGCUAGCGGAUCAGUCGGAAGGGAGCCCUGUGGAGCUGUACUACACCAUCCAGCCGGGAGAUGAGAAGGGGGAAUGCACCACUGAGGAUUUAAGGAAGGGCAAUGCUAUCCGGCCAGGAAAAGAUGGCAUGGAUGAAACCAUGUCUCACUUGCAAAGAAUUGGAUCCAUCAGCCUCUAUCGAGGUCAGGAGACUUCUCAGCUUGUGGAACUGCGACUGGAUAGUAAUAUUGUUGUGUGGUUGCCCUCCAAGCCUGUCAAGCAAGGAGAGGUUGUGAAUGUUUAUGUGACAAUUGCCAACAACUCUACAGUGGAUCAGUUCAUACUCAGGGCAAAGGUGAAAAAAGGCGUAAACAUCCUCGGUGCCAAGACAAGUGAUCCCCGGCAAUGGGACGUGAAACAGGAGGUGGGGAACGGUGGGAAGCAUUCGACCAGCACAGUUAUUUGUCAGAGGAUAGCACCAAGUUCAAGGAACAGAAGUAACAGUUUAUUCAAUGAGGUCGUGCAGAUGAACUUUGAAAUAGCCAGUUUCAGCAGCCUUUCUGGAACGCAGCCCAUCACCUGGCAGGUGGAAUACCCUCGGAAGGGGACGACGGACAUAACCUUGUCUGAAAUCUUCAUCUGCCAGAAGGAUCUUGUUGGAAUCGUUCCACUGGCAAUGGACACAGAAAUUCUGAACACAGCAAUUCUCACAGGAAAAACYGUUGCUGUGCCCAUCAAAGUGGUCUCCAUUGAGGAGAACAGUGCUGUGACGGACAUCUCGGAAUCGGUUGAGUGUAAAUCCUCUGAUGAAGAUGUCAUCAAGGUUUCUGACAGGUGUGACUAUGUUUUUGUCAAUGGCAAAGAAAUGAAGGGCAAGGUCAAUGCGCUCGUGAACUUCACGUAUCAGUAUCUGAGUGCUCCUCUGCAAAUCACAGUCUGGGUUCCACGUCUGCCUCUUCAGAUCGACAUUUCGGACACUGAAUUGAGCCAAAUAAAAGGCUGGCGAGUGCCUAUUGUUUCCAACAAAAGACCCACCAGGGACAGUGAUGAUGAGGAUGAAGACGAACGGAAAGGCCGAGGAUGCACUCUGCAGUACCAGCACGCCACGGUGCGCGUCCUGACUCAGUUUGUAGCCGAGGACUCUAGUCCGUGGGGUCCGCUCAACUACCUCYUGGGCUCAGACUGGCAGUUCGACAUUACAGACCUGGUGAUGGAUUUUAUGAAAGUAGAGGAACCUCACAUUGCCAAGCUGCAGGACGGCAGGAUCUUGAUUGGACGGGAAGUAGGAAUGACAACGAUGCAGGUUUUGUCUCCUCUCUCCGACUCCAUCCUGGCAGAGAAGACAGUGACUGUGCUGGAUGACAAAGUGACCAUAACAGACCUCGGCGUCCAACUGGUGGCUGGGCUKUCUCUCCUUCUUCAGCCAAGCACAGCAAAUAGUCGGGCAAUUGUGGCUACAACCGUUGCCCAAGAGCUGCUUCAUACUCCUAAGCAGGAAGCUGUGGUAAGCACCUGGAUUCAGUUCAGUGACAGCUCUGUUACUCCUCUGGACAUCUAUGACUCCAAGGACUUCUCCCUCUCUGCUGUAUCGUUGGAUGAAUCUGUUGUCUCGAUCCAUCAGAAUGCUGCCUUAAAAUGGCCAGUUGUGACAGCAGAAGGUGAAGGUCAGGGCACGUUAAUCAAGGUAGAUAUGAUGAUUUCUGAAGCCUGCCAGAAGUCCAAGAGGAAAAGUGUCCUGGCUGUGGGGAACGGCAACAUCAAAGUCAAGUUUGGCCAGAAUGAUGCUGACUCCAAUACAGGUGGAGAUUAUGAUGCAGAUGAGAUUGAAAACCACGCUAGCGACCGGCGGCACAAGGUGUCGGAUCAGGAUCGGUACGGUCAGGAUGGACGAUAUUUCGGUAGCUCUUCAGCAGAGCGAGAAGAAAGUGCCAUCAGGAAAGUCAGUACCACAGCAAAAUCCGUAAUAAAAAAUAAAGUAAUUAAAAACAAUAGGCUGGAUGGCAGCAGACUCUCAGAUGAUAGUCAGCUGCAAAACAUUCCCAUAGACUUCACCAACUUCCCUGCUCAAGUUGACCUUCCAAAAAGCAACACAGGCAUGGAGGAAAAUGACCUGGUACAGACACCUAGGGGCCUUAGUGAUUUGGAGAUCGGGAUGUAUGCUCUGCUAGGGGUCUUCUGCCUGGCAAUCCUCGUCUUCCUAAUAAACUGUGCAACAUUUGCACUGAAAUACCGUCACAAGCAGGUUCUGGUGGAAGGACAAACUACCAUGACCCAUUCUCAUGACUGGGUCUGGCUAGGAAAUGAAGCAGAACUGCUGGAGAAUGCAGCAGAUGUGUCACCUCAGCAGGAUGAGCACACAACUAUUAUUGACCGCGGGACGGGCUGCGAGGAGAGCAACCACCUCCUCAAUGGCAGUGCUCAGAAGAACACGCAGAGCCAGAUUCAUAGGUGUGCUGACUCAGGGGGAAAACUCGGAAAGGAACAAAAAUCCGAACCUUUACAUUCUCCAACAUCUAAACGGAAGCGGGUAAAAUUCACAACAUUUACCACCAUCCCACCCGAUGACGGUUGUCCUACUGUCAACUCAAUCCUAAGUAGCAAUGAUGACGAUAUUAAGUGGGUGUGCCAGGAUAUGGACCUGGGGGACUCCAAAGAGAUACGAAACUACAUGGAGAAGUUCAAAGACAAAGUGUAGCUCCUCGCUGGUUUUAGGGGUUUAACCACACCUUGAUGCCUUCAGUUCUACAGUAUAUAUUGGGACAGAUUAGGGGGAGGGGAAGGAAUCCACAGGAGAAAUGAUAGGGCAGUUUUUAUAAUCAGGGAAAGAUAUUGCCAAACUGUCCACGGUUUGCUUUUUGUUUUGUUUUGUUCUAUUUUGUUUCGUUUUUUGCUUUGUUGUGUUUUUCCAACGGAUGUUCUACCAUUCAUGGAUUUAGGAAGUGGAAUAUAAUUAGCAGAAAGGAGUAAGAAAUGGGAAUGACCAGUGUGAUGAACUGAGCAAGGUGAGGUUGUGAAAACUUGUUU